CAUCUCAACACCUGGUCACAUUGAAUGAGAACUAAAAUGUGCAUCAGGGAAGCGGCAACGAUUUUCUUCGAGGAACCUGAAUUGGUGGUCAGCCAUGGCCGCAAGGUGCUCUUCGUAAACCCCGACGAUCUGCAGAUAUUCAAGGAGAUCGAGCUACCUCCUGAUCUUGGCCUUAAAAGCCAGGCAUCCCAAGAAUCCUGUCCAUCUACAAGCACUGGUCAAGGACCAGGCAAGGAGCAACAGCUUGCUGCUGGUGGCGCCAAGCAAUCGGAUGCCACCGCCUCUGGGUCUGUAUCUGGAACAGCCAACGUCGCAGUGCAGAAUGUAGCCUACUCACCAGAUAGACAGCUGCUGGCCGUGACCACCAGCGGCGGACAGAAGGCGCUCCUGCUGUACCGCACUCGACCGGAGAACGCCCGCCUGUUGUCUACCCGCCCACUGGCCCGAACAGCCAGUGCCCUGCGUUUUUGCAGCGACAGCAGUUCAGUUUUGGUCACAGACAAGACGGGCGAUUGCUAUCAGUAUGACUGUGUCGAGGUGGAGGCCCCGCCGCGCCUGCUGCUCGGCCAUCUGAGCGUGGUGUACGACAUUCUGUGGUCAGAGGACCAGCAGCACAUAAUCACAUGCGAUCGGGAUGACAAGAUACGAGUGACCAACUACCCCGCCACCUUCGACAUCCACAGCUAUUGUCUAGGUCAUAGGGAGUUCGUCUCGGGCCUGGCCCUGCUCACAGAUCAACACAUAGCAUCCGCUUCCGGGGACAAGACUUUGCGCAUCUGGAACUUCAUUCAGGGCAAAGAACUGUUGCAGCACGAGCUCCCAGCCCCAGCGGUUCGCCUGCUGGUACGACAACUGGAGCCGGAGAAGGUCUACCAGGUGGCUGUGCUGUUCUACGAUCAUGUGGAUGCCCUCGGACUAUAUCGUUUGGAGCGCGGCUCUGACGAUACCUGGAGCGUCACGGCCACACAACUGGUGCGGGCUGAGGCAGGAUCCUGGAACAUAAGCAACUUUACUUUAACCGCCGACCGGAUCUAUAUUACGGGCUCUGAGAAUGAACGAUUAAGCCUGCGGGUUUAUGACAUUGCUAAUGGCCAGCGGACAACAAGUGGAGUGCCCGAGGGCUGGCUGAAUAUGGUGCUGGAAGGACUUGGUGCCACAGAAGAGGGUGGACCACCAUUCAUUCCCGAAGACUUGUCCGUUUGGUUUAAAAAACGAUUCGACAACGUCAGCGAUUACUUAGAGCGCAAGAAGCGGCGUAUCGAGGAGCAGCAACAACCGAAGUGCGGGUAAUAUCCAAGCCAAAAACGUAAAUGAAAUUACAGUACUUUAAUCUUUACAUAGCAUUUAAUUAGCAUGUGAAGAAGCAACGGACUAUGUGUGACAGCCCUGUUGGCUUAAUAUAUAUAUCUGUAUAUGUGUGUA
Messenger RNA from Drosophila eugracilis, 1422 nucleotides. It is a transcript of the gene wuho, whose product is annotated as tRNA (guanine-N(7)-)-methyltransferase non-catalytic subunit wuho. Gene Ontology annotation, biological process: RNA (guanine-N7)-methylation. The coding region runs from base 25 to 1290 and encodes 421 amino acids. Gene Ontology annotation, cellular component: nucleus; cytosol; tRNA methyltransferase complex. The record is from RefSeq and is a predicted model, not a curated record. Lineage: Eukaryota; Metazoa; Arthropoda; Insecta; Diptera; Drosophilidae. The transcript has a single exon. Gene Ontology annotation, molecular function: tRNA (guanine(46)-N7)-methyltransferase activity; protein binding.